This is a messenger RNA of Paramecium octaurelia, 794 nucleotides long. The record is from the annotation of a GenBank genome assembly. Lineage: Eukaryota; Ciliophora; Oligohymenophorea; Peniculida; Parameciidae.
GGCUAUGAUAUUUUAUUUAAUGUCAGCCAUCAUUUUGCUGAUUCCUUUUCUCUUUAAUCUUGAGGAUUAUAUCCUAUAUUAUGACUUUGCCUCCCUCCUUUGUGUUUAAUAAUGGAUAUUUGAUACUAAUAGGUAAUUCAAGCUUUUUGAAUCGUUGCUGUUAACCGUGGCUAUUAUGUAUGCUUAAUCUUUCACACUAAAUGUAAUAUUUUUACUAGCAUCAGCUUUUAUUUUUUGGUGAGAAUGUGUUCUCUAAUUCUGACAACAUAUAUCAAGCCUGUAUAUACAUAUGUCUAACCAUUAUUUUGGCUAAUCCUAUUAGUAUUACAUUCCAAGAUAAGCUUGCUGCAAAAUACGAACCUUUUCCAUACUCUGUUAUGAUGUUUGAUAAAGUUGGAUAAGCACUGACAAUUAGUAAAUUAGUAGAAGCCCUAAUUUUGGAUAAGAUUUCAUUUACAAACUCUUCAUUUGUUCUGUCUGCUCUUCUUAUGAGUUAAGUACCCAUAGCUGUUUUGUUCAUUGGAUUAAGAGAGUAUCAUUCAACAUCGGAUUCUUAUUCCAAAAUUAAAGAAUUGGCACUAGAAAACUCAAUAAUUUACCUAAUAACUUCAUCAGUAUUUCUAUACUUAAAGUAUGCCAAUAUAGUAAAAUUAGAUUCAUAGACAUAAUAAUAUUUAUCGAUUAUCCAAUUUGUUUUAUAUUCAAGUAAUAUAUAGAUAUAAAUUAUAGCAAUUUAUUAUUAGGUCAAAAAGGUUAUUAAAUCAAGAAAUCAAUCAAAAAUAAAAUAAUAUUGA